UCCUUCUGGCAACACAUAUUGUAAAAUGAAAAAUAAAAGCUCAGACACCCUGGUUCACGCAGCAGACAGAUGGCGAUGAAAAAUAGUUGCUCAAACGAAGUUAUAUCGGAGUAAAAUCGAGAGCCAGUGAAAAAUUGGAUUUAAUUAGAAAUAUUUAAAAUAUAUGAAGUGAAUUUCAGUGAAUUUUUAAUAUUUUAUCAUUAGAUAGUAUGUUGAUAUGAAAAAAGAGCAUCAAGCCAAUCUGUUUCAAAGUUAACCAUCGGCUGAUGAACAAAGUCGCCAAGUGAAAAUUUUAGUGUAUACCGAUUAAUUACCACACAAAUAUAUGUUAGUAAAUAUUCAAUAAUAAAUAAAUCAUUGUGCAAAAGUGUGUAAAAAAUAUAAUUUACAAUAUUUAUAUACUACUGUGCCGGCAAAAGUGCUUUCGCCAGUAUUAAUAUACGGUCGAAAUUUUUUUUGCUACAGUUAACGAGCGCCGCCCUGAAGUAGUGUACCUAGUAUCUGCUUUGUGCUUUCAACUCUUCAGUGAUUUCCAUAUUGCACUUUGAAUUUUUAUGGGAACAAAUUCUGGGAUCAUAUAACUGGAUUAUCAACGAUAUUUUUGGGCAUAGCUACAUAAUGCAUAGUAAUAAAAAGCUGGGGCUGUGCACUAUUGCUUUUUCCUAAAAACCGAAAAUCGUCUCCGGAGACAAAUUGCUGCCGUUGCGUAUAACAUCUGAACUACUAGCGAGUACCCGUAGGACGACGCCUCCUCCGCGCUUAGGGGAGUACUGGAAUGUUGGAAUAUCCCCAACGAUUUGCACGUAAUAUCCCCGAUUCCUCAACGGCGAAUAACGUUCCGAUAGUACAACAACAACAACAGCAGCAGCAGCAGCAACAACAACAUCAACAUCAAUUACACCAUCACAAUCAUAAUCAUCAUCAACAGUUACAUCAGCAGCCACACGUACUGAUCGGCAAUAGCAGUGGUGGUGGCUUAAUCGGUGCCCACUACCACCAACAAUAUCCAAUCCAACCAUAUCCAACAACACCGGGCUCGCCAGCACACCAGCAUCGGCAUAUACCAGCAGCGGCCGCCUCAUAUCAACAACAACAACCACCACGUACGCAGUCCCAACAGCAGCAACACCAACGCACCCUGUCGACCGCAUCUAGUUGUAGUGCACAGCACAAGAGUGUGACCUUUGGUCAAGUGACGGCAGCGUCCAAUAUCGUCGGUUACGCAGGCGAUUAUAGCGGCGGCAGUAGCAGCGGUAACUCUAGUUGCGGUCAACAAUCAAUGGCGGGCAACAUGAAGCACGGCAAAUCACAAGAAGACGUUUGCUACGUUGUAGCCAAAUAUGAUUAUGCUGCGCAAGGAGCGCAAGAAUUAGAUUUGAGAAAAAAUGAAAGAUAUUUACUGCUCGACGACUCGAAACAUUGGUGGCGCGUGCAAAAUAAUCGCAAUCAAUCGGGUUAUGUACCUAGCAAUUAUGUAAAGAAGGAGAAACCGUCAUUAUUCGAUAGCAUCAAGAAAAAAGUGAAAAAAGGCUCGGGCUCGAAAACAUUACCAAAUUGUUCACCCUCAAGACAAAUUGAAAGUCCAACAAUGUCACGACGUUUGCCACCCGAUCCAGCCGAGGCUAUUGGCACUGCGAUCGUUAAAUAUAAUUAUCAAGCCCAACAGCCAGACGAGUUAUCGCUGAGCAAAGGCACACGUAUUCUAAUACUCGAGAAAUCCAAUGAUGGUUGGUGGCGUGGCCAGAGUGGCAAUGCAGUCGGUUGGUUUCCGAGCAAUUACACAACUGAAGAUUGUGAUAAUGAUGGUGAAAUACACACAUAUGCCAUGGCGGAAAAUGUACUUGAUAUUGUGGUUGCGCUAUAUAGUUUCUCAUCGAAUAACGACCAAGAGUUGUCAUUUGAGAAGGGCGAUCGUCUCGAAAUUGUUGAUCGUCCUGUUUCUGAUCCAGAUUGGUAUAAAGCAAGAAAUAAUCAAGGUCAAGUCGGUUUAGUUCCACGAAACUAUCUUCAAGAGUUAAAUGAUUAUUUAGCUACACCGUUUCGCAAUAAUGGCGGUGGCAAUGGCAAUGGUGGUGGUGGUGGUGGUGGUGGCGGCGGCGGCGGCGGUAGCAGUGGCGGUGAUUCAAUCGAUCGACGCAAUGACGGUAUAUCAACGCAAUCGUCACCACCUAUGGCACCAAUGGAACGGCCCAAUUUGGCUGGGAAAUCUUGGUACUAUGGCGCCAUCACACGCAGUCAAUGCGAUACCGUGUUGAAUCAACAUGGACAUGAUGGUGAUUUUCUUAUAAGAGACAGUGAGACUAAUAUGGGUGAUUAUUCGGUUUCUCUCAAAGCGCCCGGCCGCAAUAAGCACUUCCGUGUACACGUUGAGAACAACAUGUAUUGCAUUGGCCAACGUAAAUUUCACACACUAGAUCAAUUAGUAGAUCAUUACCAAAGAGCACCAAUUUAUACGAAUAAGCAAGGAGAGAAAUUAUAUUUGGUACGACCGUUACCAAAGGCCAAUGGCACGUAAACAAACUACAUUUGCGGCAGCAGUGCGGCAUCGUAGACCUCGUUAUGCCUACUCAUUUCAUCUGGAAGGAAAAAUUACAAGCAACAUCAUACAUACAUACAUGCACACAUCUCAAAGGAAUAUAAAACAUUGAUACUAGCCACAAAAAAGAAAAAAAAUGAGAGAAGUUUACUGCUGUUGCUAAUCCUGCUAUUACUUACUAAUACUAUUUUGGCGGUAUCAUACACAAAUUACGAUAUUAUUAUUUAAUUUUAUUGAUAUACAUAAAUGUAAUGCAAAAUACGAUAUUAUUAAUAACGAUUAUAUGUAUGUAUAAAAACAAAUAUGAAAAGCUAUUGCGCAAGCGCUGAACGAAAUAAGAAUUAUUAAAGCAAACAUGAUAACAAUUAGAAAGUCAAAACAGUUGAAUAUCGUCAAAUUAUUAUCACAAAUUAAUGCGAAAUACAUAUUUGCUAUUUUAAACUAAAACCAGCAAAGCGAUUAACUCAGAAAGCGACUACCAAAAAAAAAAAAGGCAUAUUGAAAAAUUCAAUUUAUAUAUGUAUAUGUAUUGCAUAAAACUUAUGAAUCACUUAAUGGAUAAAUAAAUAUUAAAUAUACAUAUAUAUAUAGAAAAGUAUAGCGCAUAACAAAUAAGCCACUUUCAUUAGUACUAUAUUCAUAUAUAUACAUACGUACAUACUUAUGUAAUUAAUUAAUUAAUUUUUUAUUAAUUAAUAUGACUUUUAUUUUAGAUUAUUUGUGCUUCUUCAACUCUUUGAAAGGCAGUUUUGAAGAAGGCAAACACCACGGAAAAAAGCGGGUUAAUUCGAUAUAAGUUGCUAACAAUUUUCUAGUUGCCAGCAUUUUACGACAAUAUACAUACAUACAUACAUACAUACAAAAACACAUAUUCAUAUAUGCAAUUAGAUAUAUGUACGCGUAUGUAAGUGUGCUGGAGCAGCGGUGCGAAAUGCAAACGUAUGCGCACUGAAAUCUCAUUGUUUUGAUUUUCGUACACAUUUUUAGAUAUUUUUUAUAAGACAUUGAAAAAUCGCGAUUAUUUAUAAGCUUCGAAUAGAUUUUUUUUACCAACGUAGUAAUGACAAAUAUGUAGUUGUCAAUAUGUUUUCUUUAUGUAAUGAAAUUAAUUUAUUUAGACAAAUGUAAAGUAUGAGUACAACAAAUGUUUAACUUAACUGACUUAUUAGUGCUAUUUAUUUUGUAGCGAUCUUAGGCGCGAAAAUUAAUUGGACUGUGUACAAGUAACAGCGGCUAUCUAAUAUGUUUGGCGACUACUCGGGCCAAUCAAUAACUCGUUGUAAGAAAAUAUUUUUUUUAUAUGAUAUAAAACACUUAACGUGCUUAGAAAAAUAGACAAGUCUACUUUGCUACUAUUUCUGGUGAGUCUACAAUUUUUUCAAAGUUUUAUAGCAGAAUUUGCAUACAAAAAUUUAAGUGUUUAGAAAAAUGUCAGUAUACUUCGUAUGCUUUUUCUUUUACCAACUGACUUUGAAUAUUGUUGGCAUUACAUUAUACGUUUCAAAUGCAAUUUUUCCCCCAAAAAUAUACAAAAUAUAUUAAAGCUUCAAACUCAAUUCUGUCUCAUUAGCACUUUUAGUGUGUUCAGUUGAGUGCUUUUAUAAAUUUUUUUUAAAUAAUAUAUAGUGCUUCAUUGUAAAAAUAAUUGAAGUCUAUAUUGCUUUGCUAACAAAAAUAUUUAAUACAUUUCUUAUGUGAAAUUUAGUGUUUUUUAUCAAGUUUGUAGCUUAAAUAAAUUGUAGAACUUUUUAGUGUUCGAAAUUUAAUAAUGCUUUUCCACAAUAUUCUCAAAAAAUUAGUGUGUACAUGCAUAGAAAAAUUGGGGGUACUCAUAAAAUAAUAAAAUUCUUUUUUAAGUAAAGCUCUGUAAUGGCAUAGAAGUGACGUCACAAAUAUUCAUACCAUAUGUAUAACUUAACUAGAAAAGACAGCAUACACCAUAACCCAUCCAAAAUGAAUAACGAAAGUCAUUAAUCAGAUAAUAAAAGGUGUGUAGUAGAAUGCAAAGAAAAACUAUUUCAAAGGGUUUGUGAUUAAGUUGGUAAGUAAACAGAAAAUACGCUAAUAAGAAAAAAGAGAUGUGAAAGGCGAUUAGUUUAUAAGAUUUCAGCCGCUUUACAAUUACAAAUUUUUCUUUUGCAACACACCAAACCAACACUACAUUCACACGUACAUAAAUUUUUUCACUUCAAUUAGAACUAGCAACGCAUAUAAAAAAGUUUAUAUACAUACAUAUAUACAAUAUAUUACAUUAUUGUACUAUACUAUGCAUAAUUAAAUUAAAUAUAUGUAUGCAUUUUCAUAACUAUUUAAAAAUUUAUUCAAAAACAACAUGAAAUGGUGAUGAAAGAAAUAAAAAUAAAAAUUAAAAAAAAAAUAAAAUAAAAUUAAUAAAAAAAAGCAACAAUAAUUAAGACACAUUUUAAAUAGCGCCGUAUAAUAAACAAUUAUAUAUAAUAAUACAAACUAAAACUAUGUAUGUAUACGUGCUCUACUCUGUUCAGUAUGCGUAAAUAACAUGCGUGGUCUCCAUGCAACUAGCUGCUCAGAGCUCUGUAGUCAACUACAUAUGUAUGUAUUUAACACUAAGCCUUGGAGGAGCACCCUAUGCCAGCCCGCUUCUACCUUUUUACCAACGGUAAAAUACUUUCGAACCAGCCCAGCUGCUUCCGUUUAUAUUAUAUUAAAUGUAAUAAUAAAUUAUCAAUAUAAAUAUAUAUUUACAUAAAUAUAUACUACUAUAUAUGAGUAUGUAGGUAAUAUGAAUAAAAAGAGAAUAUUCUAAAAGUCACACUUGCGAAUAUACAUACAUAAAUGCAUAUAUAUAUAUAUAUAGUUUAAUUCUUAAAAAUUUAAAUUUUUAAUAUUAAAAUAAAUUAUUAUUAUUGUAAGUUUAAUUAGUAGACAGAACACGACGGCUUUUGGCUUCCUUCAGUAGAGUCUGCGAUUUGUGAGAGUACGAGGAGUUUUAUUAAAAAAAAAUUACUUUAUUUAGAAAAGAAAAUGUGUUUAAUUUAGAGUUAAGUUUAUAGUUUUUGAUUUGUUUGAUUUUUUUUUUUUCGAAUGUGUUCACAAUAGUAUAGACAUGGUGAAAUUAUUAUUGUUAUGCUAAGUUGGCAAUUAAUUUGACAAAUCAAAUGGCUUCACAUGGCAAGAAGAAUUGAAACGUAUUUUCUCUUCGCAGUUAACUUCAUAACGUAUCUAACUCUGGCAUUAAAUGUUUUUGGUCAUUGUUAUGCUACUUUUCUUCUCUUUAAAGAACAAAGCUACCAAUUUUAGAUAAAAAAUAAAAAAAAUUUAAAUAUUUGGAAAAUUUUAAUAUUUAUCAAAAGCGAUUAAGUAUUAAAAGAUGCUUUUAAAAAUCGUGUAUAGGGAGUUUAUAGAGUAAAUGACUUUCACGAACGUUGUAUUACAGCUUUUGUAAGUUGUAUGAAGGAAUAGAUAUUGGAGCUGAGUGGCAUCUGCCUGUCUAUUAAAAGCAAAUUAUUCGUACCAGUUUCAAAGAAACUUUGUAAGCAGGCAGAAUAUUGAUUUAUUUGUAUCUGAGAGUGUUGGAAAUUGUUUCACCUUUAUCUUUGCUCUAUUUAUAAUCUACUUAUAAUAAAAAGCAACAAAUUGAAACCAAUAUAUCGCUUAGUCCUCUGUGUAAUGCCUACGUUUACAAUACAAAAACAAUUAUUAAAACAUCUCCAAAUUGAAUAUAUAAUUUAUAAGUUGUCAGAUAAAAUAUUUGUGAGCAAACACAUUUAGUGUCGAAAAUUUUGGAGUAACUACCUUAUAGAAUUUCUUUACCAAGUCUGAUUAAAAAAUUAACCUCUUUUAUGCGGCGGUUUUAUUCCGGUCGUGAUUAAAAUUCAAUCAAACUUUUACUACUUUUUUUUUAUAUAUAACAUGAUUGAAAAUUGUUGCUACUUAAAAGCUCACUUUAUAAUAUUUUUAUAUUUACAAAGGCUCUUAAUUAAUAUAGAAUUUAAGUAGUUAAUAUUGUGCGGGAUAAAGAAACGGAUAUUUGAAGGUAUUACAUUUAAUUUUUUGAAGUACAUAUACACGCUUCUUCAUAAAUAUAUCUGAAUUAUGGAGUUUUUCUGUGAAGACAAGCUCUCCACUUAGCAGUUAAACGUGUACCUGCGUAUAACCUUUUCAGAAUUUCCACAAUUACGAAUUGCUUUUUUUUUUAAUAUUAGAAUGGACCAGACUUUGGUGGAAUAUUUCCUUCAAAUUAAAUCGAAAAGAAUUUUUCUUAUAUUUGUUGCAGUUGAGAUAGACAAUUACAAGAGAGCAAGCUUUGCCUGAAGGCCCAUGUUAAAAAAUGAAUGGAGUAAUCAUAAUACUUUUUUCUACUAUUAUAAAACCAUUCGCCACUAUUCCAAUGAGACUGCCAAUUUUGUCAAAAUUUCUUUUCAUACCUUCGCUGAUUACACCACGGGAAGAGCAGCUUAGGAAAAUUUAUGCUUUCAAAAAAAAAAAAAAAAAA
Molecule: messenger RNA, 7010 nt
Organism: Ceratitis capitata (Mediterranean fruit fly)
Lineage: Eukaryota; Metazoa; Arthropoda; Insecta; Diptera; Tephritidae
Gene: dock
Product: cytoplasmic protein NCK1
Exons: 6
Coding region: 776-2515 (579 amino acids)
Molecular function (GO): protein binding
Source: RefSeq, a predicted model, not a curated record